Messenger RNA from Drosophila innubila, 2014 nucleotides. RefSeq names its product protein 5NUC-like. The transcript is spliced from 7 exons. Gene Ontology annotation, molecular function: nucleotide binding; metal ion binding; 5'-nucleotidase activity. Gene Ontology annotation, biological process: AMP catabolic process. Bases 103 to 1902 code for a protein of 599 amino acids. Gene Ontology annotation, cellular component: plasma membrane. The record is from RefSeq and is a predicted model, not a curated record. NCBI's taxonomy places the organism in Eukaryota, Metazoa, Arthropoda, Insecta, Diptera, Drosophilidae.
UGUCAGUGCGAUAGUAGACGUCGGUGGUACCGGUUGAAUCUCUGAAAAUCUCUGCAGUUGUGUGAUCUGCAGUUCGUACGACUUGAAAUUGAUUACCCAAGUAUGCUCUCAAGUUUAAAAAUGGUUCAUUGGACACGUUUAGCCAUCGUAUUGCUGUCUAUUGUCACUGCGAAGGCCAAUCCCGUGGCAGGGAAGCCUGUUGUAGCUACUGAGUUUAUCAUCCUGCACAAUAAUGAUAUGCAUGCCAGAUUUGAGCAGACGAAUGUCAACAGCGAAAAGUGUCCUCCCGAGGAUGUAACUAACAAUAAAUGUUAUGGAGGAUUUGCACGUGUGGCGUACGAAGUUCGAAAAUAUCGUGCAGAGGCUAAGCAGGGGGGAACCCCCGUUUUUUAUUUAAACGCUGGUGACACAUACACUGGCACUGCGUGGUUUGCCCUUUUCAAGGACAAAAUAGCCAGUAGUUUUCUCAAUAUACUCCAGCCUGAUGCUAUGUCCCUUGGUAAUCACGAGUUUGAUGAAAAAGUAGAGGGUCUAAUUCCCUUUCUUAAUGAUGUUAAUUUCCCGGUUCUGUCCUGUAAUCUGGAUCUUACCAAUGAACCCACCUUGGCUUCCGCCAAACACUUGGCAAAUUCAACCAUCCUAGAGGCAAAUGGUACCAAGAUUGCCGUUAUUGGCUAUCUUACGCCGGAUACGAAAGUGUUGUCCAUUAAAAACAACGUCAUAUUCAAUGAAGAGGUCGUCGCUAUCAACGCUGAGGCAGCAAGACUGAAGGCUCAAGGAUUUAAAAUCAUCAUUGCUCUGGGUCACUCUGGUUACAAAAAGGACCAAGAAAUUGCCAAAGAGUGCCCAGAAGUUGACAUUGUCAUUGGCGGACACACCAAUACGUUCCUCUACAAUGGAGAUAGGCCCAGCGUUGAGAGAGUGGAUGGACCAUAUCCCACGGUGAUCACCCAGAAGAGUGGAAAACGGGUUCCUGUAGUACAAGCCUACGCCUACACGAAGUAUCUGGGAAAAUUGCAUGUCAAGUUCGAUAAAGAUGGCAACUUGAUUGAGUUUAAUGGAUCGCCAAUUCUACUGAAUGCUGCUGUGGCACAAGAUAAAGAAGUCUUAAAUCUGUUGGAGUUGUAUCGGGAGAAUGUAACGGCAUUGGAGAAGUCCGUGGUGGGUCAUAGCAAGGUGUAUCUAGAGGGACAGAAGGCCACAUGUCGUUCCAUUGAGUGCAAUAUGGGAAACCUUAUUACCGAUGCGUUGAUCUUCAGUCGAGUUAUGGAGGAUCAGGGAGGCGAUUACUGGACUGAUGCGUCAAUUGCCUUUCACCAAGGUGGAGGAAUACGAAGCUCGAUUGAGAAGAAACCCGACGGUAUGAUAACGCAGAGCGAUCUAUUGACGGUACUUCCCUUUGAAAAUGAUAUUUACAUCACGAGAAUCAGUGGAAAAACCAUUUGGAAUGCCCUCGAACGCGCAGCUGCUGUUAGAUUUAAGGACUCCGAUGGAGCGUUCCUUCAGGUUUCCGGCCUACACGUUGUAUAUAAUCCGGAUAUGCCAGAGGGAAAACGUGUCGUCUCUGUGGAACUGCGCUGUGCCAGUUGCAUGGUACCCUCUUACAGCCCCCUUAACGCCACCGAGUACUACAAGGUGAUUGUGCCGCAGUUUUUAUUUGAAGGUGGUGAUGGUCACAUCAUGAUCGAAGAAGCCAAUCCCGAGUGGAUACGUAUGCAAAAAACAGUCGUCGAAGCUGUUAACCAGUAUCUGCAGCAUCACGACUUCGUCUAUCCGGAGUUGGAGGGACGCAUUCAGUUUAAGUCACUUCACAAAAAUGUUACCUCUGGUUCCGCGAUAGGCCUUAUGAGUUGUGUGCCAUUUUUGUUGAUCUCAAGUGUUUCCUUAUUGCUGAUCCCAUAAAACGUAUGUUCCUAGAAAUUAUCACAAUGUUAAGAACUUAAGGUGUAAGUUCGCGCCCCAGUAUGUAAUCUAACUUAAAAUUAAUUAAAGAUGAAUUAUUCAAAUUCAUUAA